AUGAGUGCUGAACUUCGCAGAGAGGUUCUUAAAACUUUCAAAAAAUUACAUCGUACACGAUUAAAUACUUUUCAAGGAGACCAGUAUGCACUAUCAUUUGUCAGAAAUAAAAUAAAUGAUGAGUAUAAAAAAAACAAAAAUGUUACUGAUGCGGCUGCGAUCAAUGAGCUCAAUAAAUUUGCAAACGAAGUAGAACAUGAAGUAAAAACAACAAUAAUUCAGGCUGUAGAAAAAAAACCGGGUAUUUUUGAACUAAAAGUAAGAAAUGAUCACUUAAUCGACAACGUGCCGCCUCCAGGAACUCCACUUCCAAAACCAGAACGCAGAUGCUCUGACCGAAAAUCGAAGAGUUAA
This is a messenger RNA of Cotesia congregata, 354 nucleotides long. The record is from the annotation of a GenBank genome assembly. Lineage: Eukaryota; Metazoa; Arthropoda; Insecta; Hymenoptera; Braconidae.